AUGGAGGGAGAUGAAAGGGAAGAAGGGGACCCUCCAAGGGUUUCACGUUCAACCGCAAAAAGGGCGAGAAAGGUUUCUCUUGGUGAUAACGCAGAAGCUUCUGAGGUAGGAAUCUCAAAUGACUUCCUUCAAAAAGCAAAGAUAAUUCAAGAAAACCUCCGAAUAUACCUUACUAAAGCUGACAAAAGUAUAAAAAAUAAAGACCAAAACCACAUUAAUGGCAAAAUACAGUGGUUCAUUGACGCUAUUGAAUCGUUGGAGGAAAGGACAAAGCAGUACAAAGAUAAGAGUGAGGGCUUAUCUUUACUUGUCCAUAAAGCGGUUCAGGAAACACUUACCUCACCUUCAGUACAUUCGAUGAUAACCAGCAUCGUAAUAGAGAAAACAGUGCCGAAGGUAAUAGAAUCUCUCUCAGGAACCACUAUGAAAUCUAAUGGUCCCCUCGCCAUCCCUGGAAAAAGCAACGAAAAGUCAUCCGCGACUAACGUGACCCCGCCUGAGCCUUUACCAGCCGCAGUUCCUUUUACAGUCGUUAAGAGCAAAAGAAAUAGGAAAAAGACUAAAAAGUCUACCGGCAGGCACAUUUUUAGCCCGGACCGAGGAGGCACAUUCGUGAUCCUGAGGCGGAACCAAGGUUAUCCUCCAAGGACGCCAUUCCUUCCAGCCCUCUCGUCAAUGGGAGGAUGUGAGCUAUCCGCUUCUUGCUCUGACCUCUGCUUCUUCUGA
Messenger RNA from Nezara viridula (southern green stink bug), 726 nucleotides. The record is from the annotation of a GenBank genome assembly. NCBI's taxonomy places the organism in Eukaryota, Metazoa, Arthropoda, Insecta, Hemiptera, Pentatomidae.